CUCACCCACCAUCUUAAUAAAUUACUCUCCUUUUUGUCUUUUUUGAUGGCUUCUUGUUCUUCUUCUCUUCCACCAAUUCUCCUAGUCCACUUAAACAGUCGCUCUUCCCAAUGGACCCUUCAUCGCCAUCCUCCGUUCAAUCCGUCACCUUCUACGACUUCUCGGUCGCAUGCGAAACCCAGCUUCCCUCGAUCUCGUUCGAUCCAUCAAAAGGAGUUCUUCCUCACAGUGGAAGGUGCUAUUAGAGAUCAUCCCUUGUGGGUUGGUGCUUCCAAGGAAGAAAUUGACUCUGCAUUGGAGGGAUUGGAGAAGUAUGUCAUGGCAGAGCUGUUUUCUCAGACGUUUUCUUCAAUUCCUGAGGAUGUGAAGAUUGAUCAGAAAAUCUCUGAGAAGAUAUGCCUGCUGCAAACCUUCUUGAGGCCUGAGCAUUUGGAUAUACAGGCGGUACUUCAAAAUGGAGCUUCAUGGCUGGAAUUUAUCAAUGAAGCUGUAACAUCAGGGUGCUGAUCAUAAAUGGUACGAGACUCUUCCUCCGGGCGAAAUGUUGCCAAGGAAUGAGGCUCUUGGAGGCUACAUUUUUGUUUGCAACAACGAAACAAUUCAAGAAGAUCUUCGCCAGUCGCCGCCAACUCUUUGGGCUUCCAUAGGAUUCCACACUCUUCCUUGAAUAUUAACAAUUAAUUUUGAUUUUCUAUUUUUUUUUAAUUAUAAAUUAAAGGCUGUAAGUUUUGGAGGGUCAAACAUUGACCCAACUGCAUGGGAAGACAAGAAGUGCAAAGGAGAAUCAAGAUUUCCAGCCCAGGCACUUGCAUUAUUCGACUUGUUCAAAGAGGAAGAAAUGUAAAGGGUGAAAAGACAAUUAUAUCCUUGACUUACCAUUAACAAACUCAUCACUUAGGUUUGGCAAAAUAUAUAUGGCUCCAAUGAAAUGUGAAAGUGACACUACAAUAUAUGUCAAUCUUUGUUAGUUAUGUAUGAUGAUUAAUGCUGUGAA
This is a messenger RNA of Pistacia vera, 994 nucleotides long. Its product is annotated as vacuolar protein sorting-associated protein 9A-like. The transcript has 6 exons. NCBI's taxonomy places the organism in Eukaryota, Viridiplantae, Streptophyta, Magnoliopsida, Sapindales, Anacardiaceae. Gene Ontology annotation, cellular component: cytosol; endocytic vesicle. The record is from RefSeq and is a predicted model, not a curated record. Gene Ontology annotation, biological process: vesicle-mediated transport. The coding region runs from base 46 to 507 and encodes 153 amino acids. Gene Ontology annotation, molecular function: small GTPase binding; guanyl-nucleotide exchange factor activity.